Messenger RNA from Pediculus humanus corporis (human body louse), 1749 nucleotides. RefSeq names its product zinc finger protein, putative. The transcript has 4 exons. Gene Ontology annotation, cellular component: nucleus. Bases 1 to 1749 code for a protein of 582 amino acids. The record is from RefSeq and is a predicted model, not a curated record. NCBI's taxonomy places the organism in Eukaryota, Metazoa, Arthropoda, Insecta, Psocodea, Pediculidae.
AUGGUUACCGAAGAAACUACUCCAGUGGAUUUAAAUGCAAUUGCUGAAAAUAGCGCAGCCUUAGAUUUAAAUAAACUAAUUGCUGGAUUAAGCGAAAAAAUGGGGGUACCAGGGGUUAUGGGAGAACAUGGUUAUUUUACUUCAGAGAAACCAAUAAAAGUCGAUCGUUCCAGCAUUUUAAAAUCCGAAGAAAAAAGUGAAGAAAUAUCCGAAGUUGAAGUUUUUCAUCCAUCGGAAGAAUUAAGGCAUUUUAUGGAUAUUGAAACAAAAGAUACUGUUAUGGUAUGUGUUUUGGAAGGGAACAGUGUAGUUUUGAAACAUUUACCCCCUGUGGGUCAACAAAUUGAUGUUGAAAGCACGGCAAGUGAUGAAAAUCGGUCAAAGCUGGAAUAUAAUAUUAUUCGAUCAAGUGAUCUUCCAGUAAUUGCUAACAAUAGAACGGACUCUAGGCCUCCACCAACUGCUUAUUUGGAUCCUUCUGCUCUUUGGGAAUUAAAUCACGGAAUAAAUAUCGAACGAGAUGAAUUUCAACAGGCAAGGAAGCCAAAGGGAAAAGCCAAAUUCAUUGGUCAAUCAAAAAUAGAAAAGGAAAGAGCUUUGGAAGCAAUAGAAGCUAUACGGAAAAAAACUGGCGGGGGAGGAUUAGAUACACUUCAAUGUACAAUUUGUCAGCCACCCCGUGCAUUCACAGCCCCAACCACCCUAAUCAGUCAUUAUAGAAGUCAUGCAGGUAUCAAGCCAUACGAAUGCAGAAUUUGUAAUGCGGUUUUUACUCGUCAGCACAGCUUGAAUUAUCAUAUGCUAAUACAUACAAACCAAACACGUUUCACUUGCCAAGACUGUGGUAGAAAAUUCAGGCAUCCUUCUCAUUUUAAAGAGCACAGGCGGCGACACACGGGGGAAUCCCCUUUCGAAUGCUCAGAUUGCUUGAUGAGAUUUAAAACGAGAAAUACCUACAAAAGGCAUUUAAGAACAAGACAUGGUAAAGUUUUAACUACAUCCGGUGGCCUAAUAAUUUUAUCAGAAGAUGAAUUUCAAAUGGUUCGCACGGUUCCCCGUCAAACAAUAGCAUCUGUGAAAAGAGGAAGGCCUAGAAAAAUGAAUUCAAUGAGCGAAGAAUACGAACAAGAAAAUAUUCUUUACGAUGAAAGCACAAUGGAUACAAUUGACGAGGAUAUUCAAGCAUUGCAUCAAUUAGAGAUUGUUAAUUCACACGAAACCAAUUACGAUUCAUUUUCCAAAGAAAAUUCGCUGGAUAUCGAUGAAAUGCCGGUAGAUUUUAUUACGGAUGAAAAUGAUAUGACAGGUAAUUGUAAUUCUAAUGCAGCAUAUGAAGAAAUAGUCAAAGAAGCUGUAAGGUUAGAAAAAGCGGAAAGAGAAAAAAAACUUCAAGCUCAAUCAAAAGAAGAAAUUCAAUCUAAAUACAUAUUGCAAAAUAAAAACCUUAAUUCAAGCGACGAAGAAACGAUCAUCAUAGAAACAGAAGAUCCUCUUACCGGAAGUGGAUUAUAUUUGGCAACGUUAGAAGAUGGAGAAACGGUUUUGGUAAACACAAAUAACGAUGAUAAUGAUGAUUCAAAUCAAGAGAUUAAUUUGGGUUUUAAGGUUGUUGAAGUUGGGAGAGCUCAAAAAUUCAGAACGGAAAAUAAUUCUCCAUUUUCCACUCAAUGCUCAUCGGAAACGGAUUUUUAUGCAAAUUCAAAUAGCGAACCCACUGUUAUUGUUAUUAAAAACGAACCAUUUGCAUAA